Messenger RNA from Plutella xylostella (diamondback moth), 3039 nucleotides. RefSeq names its product pug C-1-tetrahydrofolate synthase, cytoplasmic (gene pug). Lineage: Eukaryota; Metazoa; Arthropoda; Insecta; Lepidoptera; Plutellidae. Gene Ontology annotation, molecular function: methylenetetrahydrofolate dehydrogenase (NADP+) activity; ATP binding; formate-tetrahydrofolate ligase activity. Gene Ontology annotation, cellular component: cytosol. The record is from RefSeq and is a predicted model, not a curated record. Gene Ontology annotation, biological process: tetrahydrofolate interconversion.
GACAUGAUGCAAGUUAUCAAUCAGGGGUCAAUCGUAAUCGUGGCUGAUAAAAGCUGUUAGGUCCAGUAGGCUCUUCGCCUGGACGGUAAACAGACGUUGAAUCUUAUAGCCAAAAUGGUGGCACAAAAGAUUUCUGGUGCUGAAGUUUCACGGGCCAUCGAAGAUGACCUGGUGGCGCAGGUCUCCUCUCUCCGGCAGCAGCACCCAUCCUUCUCGCCCCGCCUGGCCAUCGUGCAGGUGGGAGGGAGAGAGGACUCCAACGUCUACAUCCGCAUGAAGCUGCGGGCGGCUGAGAGGAUCGGCAUCCAGGCUGAGCAUGUGAAAUUGCCCAGGGAUAUCACUGAGAAUGAGCUGCUGGCUCGUCUGACCGAGCUGAACGAGUCCCCGGCGGUGCACGGCAUCAUCGUGCAGAUGCCGCUGGACUCGCAGUUCGACAUCGACGGACACAAGGUCACCGACGCCGUGUCCCCGCACAAGGACGUCGACGGACUAAAUACAAUAAACGAGGGUCGCGUGGCCACGGGCGACAUGGGUGGCUUCAUCCCCUGCACGCCGGCCGGCUGCGUGGAGCUCAUCAAGCGGACCGGAGUCCCCAUCGCCGGCAAGAACGUGGUGGUGCUCGGCCGCUCCAAGAUCGUCGGCACGCCGGUUUCUGAGCUGCUGAAGUGGGAGCAUGCGACGGUCACCGUGUGUCAUUCGAAGACGAGGAACUUGAGCGAGAUUACCAAAACCGCGGACAUUUUGGUGGUCGCCAUCGGAAGGCCCGAGAUGGUUCGCGGCUCCUGGAUCAAGCCAGGCGCAGUGGUCAUCGACUGCGGAAUCAACCCUAUCCCAGACGCAACAAAGAAGACCGGCCACCGGCUAGUAGGCGACGUGGCCUACUCAGAGGCGAUCGAGGUGGCGUCCCACGUGACGCCCGUCCCCAACGGCGUGGGGCCCAUGACCGUGGCCAUGCUCAUGAAGAACACGGUGCUGUCGGCGCGGAGGCAGCUGGAGCGCCUGCUGGCCCCCAAGUGGCCGCUGACGCCGUUGAGAUUGGUGCCUGUUAAGCCGCCUCCGAGUGACAUAGAGAUCGCUCGGUCCCAGAAGCCGAAGGACAUAGGAGUCCUGGCUGAGGAGAUAGGCCUGUACCCCAACGAGGUGUCCCAGUACGGACGCACCAAGGCCAAGAUCUCGCUGUCCGUGCUGGAUAGACUCAAGGAUCAGAAGCCGGGGAAGUACAUCGUCGUUGCUGGUAUAACCCCGACGCCCCUCGGCGAGGGCAAGAGCACGACGCUGCUGGGGCUGGUGCAGGCGCUGUCUGCGCACCGCGGCCGCAACGCCGUGGCCUGCAUGCGCCAGCCCAGCCAGGGCCCCACCUUCGGGGUGAAGGGGGGAGCCGCCGGAGGGGGGUACUCGCAGGUGAUUCCCAUGGAGGACUUCAACCUGCACCUCACCGGCGACAUCCACGCCGUCACCGCCGCCAACAACCUGCUCGCUGCACAAAUGGACGCCCGUAUCUUCCACGAACUCACACAGAAAGACGGACCUUUGUAUGACAGACUCGUGCCUAAAGUCAAGGGCGUGAGGAAGUUUUCCGCGAUCCAGCUGAGGAGGCUGAAGCGGCUGGGGAUUAACAAGACGGACCCUGACUCGCUGACUGAGGAGGAGAGGACCAAGUUCGCGAGGCUCAAUAUUGAUACCAACAAGAUUAUGUGGAACAGAGUGGUGGACCUGAACGACCGCUACCUGCGCAAGAUCACGAUCGGCCAGUCGCCCACCGAGAAGGGCUUCACUCGCGAGACCGCCUUCGACAUCUCCGUGGCCAGCGAGAUCAUGGCCAUUCUCGCGCUGGGCACCGACGUGGAGGACAUCAAGGAGAGGCUCGCCAGCAUGGUGGUGGCGCUGGAUAAGAGUGGCAACCCUGUUACUGCUGAUGAUUUGGGCAUGACAGGAGCUCUACUAGUGCUGCUCAAGGACGCCUUCGAGCCAACCCUCAUGCAGUCUCUGGAGGGGUCCCCGGUGCUGGUGCACACAGGCCCCUUCGCCAACAUCGCGCACGGCUGCUCGUCCAUCGUGGCGGACCGUAUCGCCGCCAAGCUCGCCUCCGCCCAGGGCUAUGUGGCCACGGAAGCUGGCUUCGGAUCUGACAUUGGCAUGGAGAAGUUCUUCGACAUCAAGUGUCGCGCGAGCGGCGACACCCCGCACUGCGCGGUGAUCGUGGCCACCGUGCGCGCGCUCAAGAUGCACGGCGGCGGCCCGCCGGUCACGCCCGGUGCGCCUCUGCAUGAGGUUUAUGUGCAGGAGAACCUAGAGUUGCUGGGCAAGGGUCUGUGCAACCUGGGCAAGCACAUCAGCAACGGCACCAAGUUCGGCGUGCCCGUCGUCGUCGCCGUCAACAGACACGGCAACGACUCAGAGGCCGAGCUGAACCUCGUGAAAGAUUACGCUCUACAAAACGGCGCCUUCCGAGCCGUGGUCUGCGAUCACUGGGCGCGCGGCGGCCUGGGCGCCGUGGAUCUAGCUGACGCGGUCAUCGCCGCCUGCGACCAGCCCUCCACCUUCAAAUAUCUGUACCCUCUGCAAGACUCCAUCCAGAACAAGAUCGAGAGGAUAGCCAAGGAGAUGUACGGAGCCGGCAAGGUGGAAUACACUGAUGAGGUGCUGCAGAAGAUUAAGGUGUUCACUGAGAAGGGCUACGACAAGCUGGCCAUCUGCAUGGCGAAAACGUCCAACUCGCUGACGGGCGACGCCGCGGUGAAGGGCGCUCCUACGGGAUUCACGCUCAAGAUCAGCGACAUCUUCGUGUCCGUGGGCGCCGGCUUCGUGGUGCCCAUGGUGGGCGAGAUCUCCAAGAUGCCGGGGCUCCCCACGCGCCCCAGCAUCUUCGACAUCGACCUCAACACCAAGACUGGCGAGAUCGAGGGGCUCUUCUAGUUUUAAGGAAUUGAAAUUAUUGAAUUAUGGAAUUCUAUUGCUGAUAUUGUUAUUGAAUUAUUAUUGUUACGUUUUUAAUCUUUAACUUUUACGGUCAUUAAAUGGUUUUUAUUAUAUUGUAAA